Messenger RNA from Penaeus monodon (black tiger shrimp), 511 nucleotides. Its product is annotated as cell wall protein IFF7-like. The record is from RefSeq and is a predicted model, not a curated record. The annotation marks the transcript as partial. The transcript is spliced from 2 exons. NCBI's taxonomy places the organism in Eukaryota, Metazoa, Arthropoda, Malacostraca, Decapoda, Penaeidae.
CCAACAGCAACGAGUGGGAGUGUCAACAAAAGCAAAAACCAGAACAACCUCAGUACCAGCAUUAUAUCCAUGACUUCCACGACCACAACAACAACCACAAAUACAAGCAACAAUGCCACAAUGAAGACCACAGCCACUCCCAACAUCCCAGGCAACAAUAUUGGCAGCAACAUGAACAGUAUCAACAACAACACACCCACCAACAAUACUACAAACAACGCUGCAAACAACAUCAACAGCCAAAACAAACCAUGGAGCAGUGCAGCAAGCGCUGGGGCAGCAGCUGGUGGUUCCCCUGGGGCACCACUCCCACUGGAUGUGGUCCCCUACCAUCUCCUCAGUCCAACAGUCGCCGUUUUUUCAGCGGGAGUUCCCCAAACUUGGUGGUGGCAAUUCACUAGCAGAGUCAUCGCCUCAGUAUGGGCCGGGCCCCAGCUUACGGCCACAGACAGAGGGAAGUUGGAUUCAGGGUGGUGGACGUGGUUUUAGCUCAAGCACCGCAGGAUGAGCG